AUGAGCGAGUGUCGUCGCUCCGUCCUCUCGUGCGCCCGUUGUCGUCGGAGGAAAAUCAAGUGUGAUCGCGCCAUCCCCUGCGGGCAAUGCAUCGCUGCAAAGUCUGAAUGUACCGGCUUCAGUUCCAAGGACCAAGACCCCACCAUCCCCCGAAGCAUCGUCCAGCACCUGGAAUCCGAAAUCGCAAAGGUCGAGGGUGAACUCGCCCGCAAUGGCCACCUGGAAGAACUCAAUGCCUCGGACAUUCUCGCCGGAAUGCCCACCAACGAUGGCAUUCCCAUUGAGGAUCCCACAUUGCCCAUUAUCGACCUGCCCACCACCAAGCCAGAAGACACGCCCAAAUUGACCCUCAACAUCGACAUGAUCUCGCCGCCAGCCGCCCCGAGAGACACCAUUCGAGAUGAGGUCAUGAGUUGCGGCGAGUUGCAGGCCAUGAUCUUUGCGAUUCUCCCAACCGGCCCCGGAAUCACCGAUCUCAUAUCCAGAGUCCGCAUGAGCCUGACUCCGUCAACCGCCAUAGCAUCAGGAUCCCCCCGAGAAGCGCGCCGAAAAUCCAUCUCACGCGCUAGCCACGAAGUCAGCUGUGCCAUGCUAAAGUCCAUUCCGACUCCCAUCCUGCGAAGCCUCAUCAAGAAAUACAUGACCAGGGUCUAUCCAAUUUAUCCGGUUUUACAUGCUCCUUCACUAUGGCAGCAGCUCGAACGGGUCAUCAAGACUCUACAUGAAUUACCUGAGAAGCAUCGCGCUGUCCCCCCAUCCUUUGAUUUUCUCAUCAUAUACCUCAUGCUCUCCAUCUCGGCGACAUUGGGCAGCGCCAAAACAGGCCACGAGGCUAAGCACAUGGUCUUUUCUGGCUCUCUCUUCGAGGAAGGCAUCCAACAUCUAUCUGAUAAGGCCAAAAUCCCCUCCGACCUGGCCGGGAUCCAAGUCACCCUGAUGGUUCUCCAAUAUGCAUCCAUUAACCCCCGUCUUGCAAAUGUCUGGAUGUUAACCGGGGCUGCCAUGCGCGCAUGCUUAGAACUUGGCCUCCAUCGUGAAGCGCCAGAAGCUCUGAAUUUUGACCCACUGACUCUCGAUCUUCGCCGGCGUCUCUUCUGGUCGGCGUACAACUUCGAUCGCGCCAUCUGUUCGGCAUUACAACGACCCCUCUCCAUCCCUGACCAAACCAUUGACGCUCAUUUCCCCUCGAUUCUCGAUGACAGGCAUAUCCAUCCCACCGGCAUCGACCCCACAGGUGCAGAGACUAAAAUCCACAUGUUACGAUGGGUUCACUUCCGUCGGUUGCAGAGCGCCAUGACAGAGGUGCAUUUCCAGGGCAAGCCGCUCGAACCUGGACAGUCGUGGGAAGACUGGCUUGUCUCGAUGGAAAGACGUCUACAGGCGUGGUACGAAGACUAUAACGACGGCCAUGAGCUGACAGAAUUCACACUUGCCCAUGGCUUGACCAAUCUGCACCGUCCAUCACCUCGAGUGCCCUUACCAGGCCCUAGAAGUCUCAUGGUGGCAUUCGAAGCUGCCUGCUCCAGCGCCAAAUCCCUACGCGACCACAUUCUAAGUGGUUUCUAUCGGCGCUCGUGGCUGAUUGCACACCACGUGCUUGAAAACAGUAUGGUCGUUCUUUUCUGCCUCCGCCACGGGUUUGACGCCAUCUCCUCACGCUUCAACGCCCAACAAAUCUUUGAAAUGACAAAAGUCUUUACCGCAAAUUUCCUCGCUCUAGCCGCGCAGGGGUGGAACGAGGUAUCCAACUAUGCUGGCGUGUAUGAGCGCCUCCUAGGACCACUAUUGGAAUCUGUCUUUUCGAACCGUCCGCCUUCACUCUCAUCGUUCGGCCCUGCCCAAGACGCAGAACUCACGCGCCUCCUCUACCCUGGACCUGCCCAGCUUGAUAAGCUGCGCUUCGGUAGUCGUUCAGGUCUUGAAGGCGACGGCUUACCGGCCUUUGAUGUCGGCACUUUGAAUUGGGAGGAGUUCAGCGUGAGCGAUACAAGGUCGGCGAGUGCGGAGGGGUUCGUGGCAGGAUGGGAUUUAUUCGAUCCGAAUGCGGUGGGAAGUGGAGGGCACGAUUUAGUCUUUGGGAUGGCUUAA
Molecule: messenger RNA, 2088 nt
Organism: Cladophialophora psammophila CBS 110553
Lineage: Eukaryota; Fungi; Ascomycota; Eurotiomycetes; Chaetothyriales; Herpotrichiellaceae
Exons: 1
Coding region: 1-2088 (695 amino acids)
Biological process (GO): DNA-templated transcription; positive regulation of transcription by RNA polymerase II
Molecular function (GO): zinc ion binding; sequence-specific DNA binding; DNA-binding transcription factor activity, RNA polymerase II-specific
Source: RefSeq, a predicted model, not a curated record